AUGGACCCCAUCUCAGCCGGAUUACUUCCGCAAUCGGAUGAAGACAAGUUCCUUUCCUGUUCUCACGAAGAGCGAUGGAACCAUCUCAAGCCAGUCAUUGUCGAGCUCUACACGGGCAGAGGCGGAGGCAGCGAGCGAUCGGCAACUCUGGACCAGGUGGUCGAGUUUAUGAGAACCCAUUACUCCUUCCAUGCGGCGUGCUCCGAGUAUCCACCGCGAUUCCGACUCUGGGGCGUUGGUAAGCGCAUGGUGAAGGAGGACAAGGACGCCAUCAUAGGUGCCCUUGCCAGAAGAAAACGACCUGCAGCGAGCAUGUCCGACGCCACUACCCAGCACAAUGGUCAAAGUAAGGCGCUUGAUCACAAAAAGCUGAAAAGGCAUUUGAUGAGCAUGAAGACCUGUCUCGAACUCACCCCAGGAUUACUGUCGUCAUGGAACCUCCCUUACGCGGCCCUUGUUGCCUCCCUACCCAAGAACCCGGACGAACCCUCCCCGUUCGGACCUCUUGGCCCAACUCCAGACUACUUGCACAUCAAAAGUCCCGAGGAACUCAGUCCCGAUCGUGAGACAGCCGGCCCAUCACCAAAGAUGCAGCUUGUGUUUGAGAAGCACAAAGAGCACUGUACGAGCCUCUUUCUCCAAGGGCACCUCAAGCAGCUCUUGAUUGAUAUGCGCAGAGAAGACCGCAGGACAAUGGUCAACUACUUCCAUGACUUCUACAUGAACGGUUUGAUCCUGGCGAAGAAUUGGAGUCCGGAAUUAUUGAACCCAAUUCCAACACGAGCAUUCUCCCUCAAACCCCGAAUAUCGAAUACAGCUAGUCCAUGGACGCCGUCUGCAUUUCUGAAUCUCUCUUCCGGGCCCUCAUCUCCCGAAGUCUCGAAUAUUUCCUGCCCCCCGACACAACUGUGUAAAUGGUCGAUCCAUGUAAAGUCCACCUAUCAUGUCUCAUACGGCAACGUGAGGCGAAUCUCAUUUAUCGAAUCUCUGCACCGAUCCAUGGACUCGAAUGACUUUACUACCACACCGAAAGCAGACCUCCCUCUCGCCCAGGACAUGAUUGCGAAGUCUUUGGAAGGGAGCCCAAGCCCUCUUCGAAUGGAUGCCUGGAAGCUGGCGAUAAUGGCAGGAAAUGUGGACCUUUUGUUCCAGCUUUAUCGGAACAACUAUGAUCAGUCGCCUCAAGGAAUUGAGGCUAUUUAUCCUUUCCACCUUGCCGCUGCAUUCCUGGAUGGCGGCAACGAAUGCUGCGGGAUGUUUGCUGCCUUAUCCAGGAUCCUUCCCCCGCCUUUUACUUUUUCCCACAACAUUGAUGAUCUUGGCCAUACAAUUCUGGAUGCUCUGGUAGUGUCUAUACUUCGCUCCCACACUAGUGUUCACCCGGACGAUGUCAGCUACGGAUUUCACUCACCCAACCGAUUUCCUGGGGAGGAAAAAGACAUCUGCGGUAGAUGGGAUGCAAGUAGUUCGAAUGUCCGCGAGCUCUUCAAACAAGGAUAUGCUCGGAUCCCUGCCAAAUGGAAACAUCCCUUCUGCCACACAGCUGUGCAAGCCAUUUGUCACAGCAUAAUUGCCAUCUUUGCAUCACCGGCCUCCCCAAACAUCAACACGCAGAGCGGCCUCUUUGUGCGUCGUUGUACAACAUGUGGUCUGGAGCUCAAACUCGGGCCACUUCAUACUCUCGUCGUUACAGCCUUUUACCUGGCGCAGUCGGGGAUGCCAGAGGAGACAUUGUUUGGAGCACUUGCGGUAAUGGUGUGCCUUAUUACCCUCGGCGCAGAUGUUUCCGCCAAGGCGAAUGUUUCUGUUGCCGAGAUUUUGAAGUUUCCAGAUAAUGGGCAAUGUCGUCACACGACCUUGUCUCCGCUUGAGCUCAUGCAGGCUGUUCCGGGAGAUGUCGUUGAAGUUUGGAGCGAAAAGUGCCGGACUGGCUGGAGUUGUCUCAUUCAAGUUUUGGCCCUUGCUGUAGCGGAAAAACGUCAAAAUCCAAGCAGCCCUCAACAAAGAAGCUCCAUGAGUCCACCGAUGAACGGGUCCCUAGGGACACCAGUUUCAGUCUUUGGCAAGUCCUCGGAUGUUGACUCGUGCGACAUAGAAUUCGAACGAAGAAUUCACAAGUACUGGCUUAAGCUCCCAUGUACCGGUCCACGAAUCGGCCUCCUCUGGGCCUCGAUUCAGACUGAGCUUCUUACCUACCGUAGGUUGAGCGAGGGAGAGGGUUGGGUGUCUGAGAAUUUUUCUAUGGACGCACUCAAGGCGUGGCUAGAAGGACACUCCUCAGAGUUUUCAACGCCUCUAGUCCAAAACCAGAUGUUCAAAGCGCAUACCUGCUGCGGAUGGUUCAAUCAUGCUCCUGACUUCCUCUUCCCAAAUGCUGAGGAAGUCUGUGCAGAUAUCAACGAGGAAUGUUCAUUUGAAGCCGGGAAACAACGCAAGAAGCCAUUCUAUUUCGUCUCAGAAGAAGAGUAUCGCCUGCUCUACCAGCUGUGUCAGCAAACCUUUCCCAACCAGCCCUUGUCCAUUUCCAACCUACGAGAAUUGAUCUCUCAAUCCGUCAAUGUGGACCCCCAAGGCGCGUAUUCGCCUCGUCUCAUCAAGGAUAUGCCAUCGUGCAGUUCUGAAGCCCCCACGGCGGCCUCGCCUCAAGGACCAGACGUCCCACUACCCGAGAUUAUCAACCUUCAUAAUGACCUCGGCUGUCUGAUGGUUGACGCACAGGGAAGUUACCGCUAUAUGGGUGCAGAGUCUGGCGUGGGCUUCAACACGGCCGUGAGGUCUUGGGUUUUCAAUGCUGUCCACGACAAAAACAAAGACAGGAUACCGUCCAUGAUCAAAGUGGUCAUGCCCAAGGCAACUUCCCGGCUUCAACUUGGCCACCAGGCGUGGGAACCGGCCAAAUUGCCAUCAAAGGACGUUAUUCUGGCAUGUUCAAGUCUGUACUUUGAGGAGGUGCACUCUAUGUACUGGCUUUUCUCCUCGGAGGAUUUUUACCUGCGUCUCGAGAACACGUACUCAGACCCCGAAAGCCUACACUCUAACUCUUGGCUUUGUUCACUCCACAGCCUGGUGGCACUUUGCAUCUCAGGGAUGCCGGCAUCCGAUGAGUUAUCCCACGUACAGCUGGCCCAUGUCUCAUUAGAGUCGGCAAAGCUGUAUGCAUCCAGAGUUACCGACGAAGCAGAUCUUGAUAGUAUCAGAGCUCUAGUUCUGUUGGCGCUGGCGUUGCAGUCCAAUGGAUACCUCAAUUCGGCAUACUUGCAAAUUGGAACUGCUGCUCGCAUCGCCUUCUCACUUGGCCUGCACCUGGACAAGUACUCGUCUUCAGACAGCCUUGUAUCGAGGGCAUAUGCGCGUCGUCUGUGGUGGACCUUGUUUCUCUUUGACCAUGACAUAUCUCUUCAGAUGGGGAAGCCAUGCAUGUCGGGGUCAUCGGAUGUCUGCCAUUGGCGACCUCCCUUGCCUUCUGAACAGAUUGUUAGCCCCGGGUCUUUUACGCCUCACGAUUAUCUUGGGUGUUGCGUCAGCCUUGCCCAACUCACAACAGAGAUCCGACAUAAGCUGUAUAAUGGACCCAUACAGCAAGGUCAGGGUUUGAACCGAUGCCACGUCGACGACUCUUUGAAGUCCCUGAACAAAUGGCUCCAAGAUCUACCACCACAUCUUGACCGGGCACCGCCAGUGUCACCUCGGUAUCGGCGAUGCGUCGCGCUGCUGCAUCUUCGAUACUGGAGCACAGUGAUGCUUGUCACCAGACCCUUUUUACUCUGUCGCCUUUUGCGCGGUAAUGAAUUGGUUGACACCGACAAGCGGGAGUAUUUUGACGACCUGGCGAAAACUUGCGUGUCUGGUGCUACAACUUCCAUUUACAUCCUGAACGAAAUGGUCAACCAGGCAUCCAUUUCUAGUUUGGUACUAUUUGACUUCUUCCUUGCCUUGGCCCUGCUUCAAGUCAUUCUCGUUGCGUUAACUCUAUUCCCUGCUGAAGAUCACCAGCAUGAUGUGAGACGAUGCAUCUCUAUUCUGAAAGCUAUCGGCGCCCAUGGCUGCCCAAAGCAUCUCCUUCCGGAGACCCUUUUUGAGCUUGAAAGGCUAGGACUUUAUAGCGACAACGAUGGCCAAAGCCAUGAUUCUUGCACCGAGCCACUACAGAACCUCGACGACCUUCCUGAGCCGACCAACGACGACUUCAGGACAUCGGCACAGCAACAUUUCACCGAAGAUUGGAAUCUGCUUACCAACUUUGACUUUUUCGACGUCACGACGGACAAAGAUUUCAUGGAUCAACUGAUGGAAAUCUCAGGCUCGUUCUCCCACGAAGUAUGA
Fusarium keratoplasticum is the source of this 4323-nucleotide messenger RNA. RefSeq lists its product as uncharacterized. The transcript has 9 exons. The record is from RefSeq and is a predicted model, not a curated record. Bases 1 to 4323 code for a protein of 1440 amino acids. Gene Ontology annotation, cellular component: nucleus. Gene Ontology annotation, molecular function: DNA-binding transcription factor activity, RNA polymerase II-specific; RNA polymerase II cis-regulatory region sequence-specific DNA binding; zinc ion binding. NCBI's taxonomy places the organism in Eukaryota, Fungi, Ascomycota, Sordariomycetes, Hypocreales, Nectriaceae. Gene Ontology annotation, biological process: positive regulation of transcription from RNA polymerase II promoter by galactose; DNA-templated transcription.